Drosophila persimilis is the source of this 1178-nucleotide messenger RNA. RefSeq lists its product as uncharacterized. Bases 225 to 1127 code for a protein of 300 amino acids. The transcript is spliced from 2 exons. Lineage: Eukaryota; Metazoa; Arthropoda; Insecta; Diptera; Drosophilidae. The record is from RefSeq and is a predicted model, not a curated record.
UUUUAUACCCGGUACACGAAGAGCUUAGGAAUAUUUAAGCUUUGUGGAUGUGGAAAGAAGCCUAUUUCAUAUUUUGAUAAAUUUAUUGUUUGGACUCAUUUUGAUGAAGCAGAGUUGCCAGGCUUUAUCAAUCUACAUCUACUGUUGUCAAAGAACAGAAAUAGAGUAUAAAAUUUUAAAAUUUUGAUUUAACUGAUAUAUUUUGGGAUUAGUAUUGUAAGAAAAUGGAUUCACAAAGGAGUAACCGCUUUCAGUUACUUCGUGACGAAAAAGGGGACAAAUCGGCACGGCCGAACGGCAAAAGGAUGACAACUGAAAAACCAAAACAAGCUGCCAACACAUUAAAGCAAAAAGGUAAAAAUGAAACUUUCAUCGAUCUGAAGACGAAACAAGGCUGGCAAAGAAAAUACAAUGGACCAAAAGGUUACUGGAUUGGAGGAGCCGUGAGUACCAAGGGGGCGUCCACGAUCAGCGCUGCACUAGGAGAGGAUCGCAAAUCUGGAUUGGACGAAAAGGGAGAAAGCGUCGGAGAAAAGUGUAAUGGUGUCGUUGCCCGCACUCCACUGACGGUGGGAUGGACCCGACUCGGAUCAGAAGUUUUAAAGCAGAGCCCACCAUCCCCAUCCCCUCCACAAGGCGAAGAGCAGAAGCAACACACUCCCGACAAGGUGGUCGUCCAGCAGCAAAAGGUCCGUACUAAUAUCCGCACAAAAGUCCUUCCCAAGGCCGAUGCGCAAAGUAUUGCCGAUAACCUGGAAACUCCACUGAAGGGAGGAUGGUCUCGACUUGGAUCGGAAGUUGUAAAGCAAAGGCUAGGCGAAGAAAAAGAGCAGCAACAAGGCCGUUGUAAUACUUUUACUGAUACAAAGGUCCCUCAAAACGACAAGGCGCGGUGUAACUGCAACAAAUUUUCCAGGCCGUUGGAAACUAGCGACACCAAAAGUGUGUUAGCCACAACCAGGCGCCCCGUCUUGGUCACACAGCGCGCCGCCCGUCAGAAACACCUCGAGAACAUUGAGGUGAACUUCUUCGUUGGGAACUACGAGCCUCUUGGCCCUCCCUGCGGGACCGAGUGCCCCAAGGUCGAUGAUGAAAUUCAAUUUCCGAAUCUCCCUCUCCCACCUUAGUGCGUGCAACGAGGACAAAUUUGAAAAUGUAAAAAAAAAUUAAUAAAAAUA